CCUUCCCAAAGCUCCAGCUUCAUAGUGAAUGACCUUAGUUUGUCUAUAAAAUCAAUCACUGUGGCAAAACAGCCUUGGAGAGACAAGUUAAAUGAGUUCAGCCUUUAGAAUAUGUCAGUAAGGUAUCAACAUGUGUGUCACUGACUUCUAACCUCAAAUAUGCCCAAAAUGAGUGCCACUGAUGUCUACCCUCAAGCAUGCCCAUUAUGCAAGAAAGAAAUAGAGAGCCAGGAUGAUGCAGUUCGAAUUCGUGAAAAGGGUGUCACUGGAAUCAGUGAAGCAAGUGCUAAAAGAGGUGACAGCAUUAUUGUGACAGCUGCUUGCGUAGUUCAUUCAAAUUGUUGUAAGCGGUACAUAAACCCACAUGACAUUACAAAUUCAUUAAACAAGAACAAAAGUAAACCAUUGCUCAAAAGAAGUGCGCGGGCAUCUGGACCAUUUGAUAGCAAAUCCUAUUGUCUUUUCUGUGGAACUGAAGUUACAUUUAACACCUCAGAUUUCAGUUUUGUGAAGACAGAUAAUUUUGUUAAAACAAUAUUGCAGUGUUGUAGUGACCGUUCGGAUGACUGGGGUGUUACGGUGAAAGGUCGAAUUGAGUACUAUGGUUGUGACUUACAUGCAGCCGACUGUGUAUAUUACAACUCCUGUGAUGGGAACUUUUGAUCUGGGCAUGAUAUUCCCCAUAGGUUUAAGGUGGAGCCAAAUACAAAGCAAAGAAAAUCAGGACGACUCAAAAAUGAAGACCAAGAUCAGGCCUUUUCGAAAAUGUGCUCUUAUCAUGAAGCUAAUGAUGGGGAACAAUUGACAGUGUCUGCCCUAUGGGAUAAAAUUAAAGAAUAUCUUUACAGUGAAGAUUCCUUUCCGUAUGGCAAUCAGUACUUUAAAAAUAAAUUGAGAGAGCAUUAUGGGGACUCAAUAUAUAUAAUAGAAGGAGAAGGCCAAAAUGAUAUUGUUACAAUGAAGGAAACAAGUUCUCACAUCCUUUGAUCCUAUUUCAUGUGUGAUAGGGACACUGAUGAGGAAUCUCAGAAGAGAAGAAUUAUCGAAACUGCUGCUAGACUUAUCAAAAGUGAUAUAAAAACUGAAGUUCCCUGUUACAGACCAAUAUCCAGGUACAGAUAUGCUAAAACUUGAUAUUGCUUUGAAGUAUCUUCCAGACAGUCUUCGCACAAUACUGGAUAUUUUGUUUGUGGGGAAAGAUAAGAGCCAAAAGGUUGCAGGGGUUGGACAGGCAAUCAUUCAGGCAGUACGUCCUCGAACUGUUCUAUCCCCAAUACAGAUAGGUCUUGCCUUACAAACACAUCAUUUGUAUCGUUCAAGGUUCCUUGUAGAUAAUUUGCUUAAGAUGGGAUUUUGCUCAUCAUAUAGAGAAGUUCUGAGAUUUGAAAAGAAUGCUGCUGACACUGCUGCUAUAGAUAUUUUGGGUGAGGGUAUUGAUUCAGGAGAUGUGACUGUUCUGUUCGCUGUUGACAACGUUGAUCACAAUAUUCUUUCAAUCGAUGGUAGAGGCUCCUUCCAUGGGAUGGUGAUAAUUGCUGCUUUAACUCCAGGUCAAAAAAGAAGACAGGUCAUUCCAAGACAAAUUGUUUCAGAACUUAAAUAUGUGGAGAAUACAAGGAUUGACGUAGCGGACUAAAGCUUUGCCUACCAUGCCUGCCAUAAGGUAUUUUAAACAAAUAACAAAAAACAUAAAAUGUGAUCAAACUGGACAUUCUAUGGGAACUAUCAUUAAUUAAGCUUUAAACAGGAAACUCCAAACUGGUCUGAUAUGAUGCAUAUAAUUCAUCAGGGGUACAAACACCCUGGUCAGUCCUCAAUUAUGUAUCUGCCCAUGAUUGACUUGUACUCAGGUGACAAGAGCUGCCUUUUGUCCACACUGGAAUUUAUUCAUAGGCAAGCAGUAAAACAUGGUAUCACACCAAUAAUAACAUUUGACCAGCCCCUGUACUGGAAAGCAAGUGAGAUCAUUGUUGAUGCACCUCAGAAUAGCCAUUUGAAGGAAACAGUUCUCUUGUUAGGUUGCUUUCACACUCUAAUGAAGUUGUUGGGUGCAAUUAGAUCCAUCAUGAAUGGUACAGGCCUAAAAGACAUUCUACAGGUGGUAUAUGGUGAAAACUCAGUAGAUCAUAUGAUGACAGGAAAUCUGCACAAAGAGCUAUCCAUGGUCAUCUGCUUAUAGACAAAUUACUAAACCACAUAAGAUCUAGUUAGUGGCAGACCAUAGGUCGCAUCUUUGGUUAAGUGUGAAGAUGCAUACUCAUCAUUGUUGUCAGGUCAAACAUCCUUGGAGAGUGUUAUGACAUCAGAUUCAGUGGUUAGAAUCAAUCUAGAAUUGGGAAAAUGUAAGUCAGAACUUAGUGAUAGGUCAAAGACAAGUCAUCUGUGGCUUAAUUAUCAGAAGAUGUUGGAAGUUGCAAGAUGAUUGAUCAUGGCAGAUCGAACUGGAUCUUGGUUAUUAAAUUUAAGUGCUGUUUCUGAGUCUCUCCCAGUAUUUGCCUCAGCUGGCUACUACAGUUAUCUCAAGUCUGCACAUUUCUAUGUCCAAGAGAUGGAGCAACUGGAGCACACUCAUCCAGACAUGUUUCAGAAAUUUUCCAAUGGUCUUCAUGUGAUCCGUCGUAGUGAUCAGUACUGGGCUGGCCUUAGUUCUGAUCUUGCUAUUGAACAAACUUUAAUGAGGUCACUAAAAUCCUCAGGUGGACUGACUUGGGGAAGUGGUAUGACAGAAGAGCAGAGGUCAUUGUGGACAAUGUCAGCUCCCAACACUGCUGAGUAUAACAAGGCAAUGCAGGAAUUAAACGACCUUUCCUACACUACCAGUGAUCAACAUAAAGAUUUGACCAAAGCAAGGAUGAGGGACGCUUCAGACCUACAAAAGCUCAAGACCAAAUUACUAUCUUGUUCACCCUCUUCAGAAGACUCCUCACUGCGGAAUGUAGUCGGUGGUGUAGUGGCCAAUCCCCAUGAAAAUGUUCUUGAAUACGAGUCCAUUGGAAAGAAAAUAAUUGAAAAUAUGAUUGGGCAGUCUGCUUUCAGAUAUUCUUUUAAGAGAAAAAAUAAAGCCAUAACACUUGGUGAUGUUUCUGCAAUCAAGGUUGCACCAGAUCAAAGUAUUGAUCCUGCCCUAUUAUUUCAGAGAUUAUUGGUAGUGGCAAAAACAGGUGAGCUGUCACUGGAAUAUGUUUUAGGAUAUGAGCUUAGCCCAUUUCCUCCAGCUCUUUUUGAGAUUAGAAAUGUAUUUCAUAAGCCAGACAAACCACAGCUCGCUCAUGCUAUCUCAGAUCAUUUGAAAGAAGCAGGUGUAGAUCCACCUCAAUCCACUCCUCAGACAGAACACUACGUCCUUGAUGGAGGGUCCUUAUUACAUCAAGUACCCUGGAAGAAGGGAGAUAGCUACAGCGCAAUGGCUGAGUCAUAUGCAGAUUUCACCAUUCGAAAAUAUGGGGUGGCAACAGUAGUUUUUGAUGGCUAUAAUGGAGGUCUAUCAAUUAAGGCAACACUCACCAAAGGCGUUUAGGGCAGAAAGUUAACUUUGUUGUUAGUGUUACAGCAGAGACUUUGUUCUCUGGCAGGAGGGAAGAGUUUUUGUCGAGGGAUAUCAACAAGCAAGCCUUAAUUGAUCUGAUCAGUGGUAAACUUAGGAAAAGAGGAUGUGUUGUCAUCAACUCACUUGGUGAUGCUGACAGUUGAAUCAUCAAAAUUCCAUACCACUACGUUGAUUGGAGAAGACACAGGCCUCUUAAUUCUGCUCCUUCAUUAUGCACAGACAGAUAGCAGGGACCUUUAUUUCAGGUUGGAUAAAUCAACUGCCACAACAGUGUACGAUAUCAACAGUCUUAAGUCAGUCCUAGGAAAUAAACUAUGCUCUCAGCUGCUUUUCAUCCACGCUUUUACUGGAUGUGAUAGUACAUCAUGCAUCUUUGGUGUAGGGAAAAGGGCUAAAUUUCAAAAAUUAGUCAAAGGUAAUUCUGUGUUGCAAUCUUGUGCUGAUAAAUUCCUCUCCCCAACCAAGAACAAAAAGUAAUUGAACACACUGAGGCCAAGGUAAUGGCUGUACUAUUUGGUGGGAAGGGUGCAGUCACUGACAUCUUUGCGCCAUAGUACCGUCCAAGAAAAUUGUGUCCUCAAAAUCUUUUGUAGCACCGGAACGCCUACCCUUAACAGUCUUCCACCAAAUUUCAUUCUCUCAGAGUUUAUUACCAGAUAAUGGUGUGGCUUGGGAAAGAGAGUGACAUGGAUGUGUUGAACUGGGGUUGGAAGAUAGAGGACACUAAGUUAACACCAGUAAUGUCAGAUAUGAAUGCAGCUCCAGACAAUCUGUUAAAGAUAAUACAUUGUAACUGCAAAUCUGCCUGCCGAUCAUCGCGGUGUAGUUGUAGGGUGUAUGGAUUACCAUGUACACCUGCCUGUGGACAAUACCAAUUAGAAAAUUGUGAUAAUCCAUACAAUCAUGUCAAAUUCAGUGAAGAGGAAGAUGAGGAGUAUCAAUUAGAGUCUAUAUAUUAACACAGCUCAUGAAAUGUGUAUGCACUUAGUAGAUAGUAAGAUUAUUAUUAAGUUUAGACUUUUAAGACUCUGGUAGCAACCAAACACACUAGUUUCAUAAGUGAUGUCCACAGUUAACACAUUUAGGGGAUUUACAUUUCCAAUUAGUAGUAUGGGUGUCUGAUGCUAACACUGCGCAUACUGCUUUAUUAUGGCAUUUUUUGUAUGUGUGCCCAUACUCUGAACAUUGAGUGCACUGAAGUGGUUUUGGUAUAAAUGAACGCACUUCUUUAUUUUAUCCAAGAAUUUUGAUUUUGAGUGGGAGAUCUUGGCCUGUAAAUUUUAUUUUGCAAUAUCAAUUUUAUUUUUAUCUUUCCUACUUGGAACUGAGUAGACUUAUAAAUCAUGUACGUAUAUUACUGUAUCUUAACUUAAGGGAGUCAAGUAUCAAGUGUUUUGAGGGUAGUCCUUCUUCAAUGUUGGGUAAAAUGACUGUGUCCUGUAUAUAAUUUAAUGUUUCAUGACUUAUUAUUGAUAUUUUCGUACCAUUUAUUCUUUUAUAUUUAAAAAGGUGGUGGAUUGUUUUUGGGUGGUUACUUGAAGUAACCAUUCAUUUUCUUUAAUAUAUCGGCAUUCCAUUUCUUGUGUUGGACAUAUGUUCAAUAAUUUGUUUUGUAUACUAGUAUUGCUGUUGUUAUUUUAUUUUCAGCUUUAAGUACUAGAAAUCUUGACCAUUAAUCUGGUCAAAAAAGAUUAUCAAAAUGUACCAGUGUUGGGUUAAGACGAUAAUUUCUAUUU
This is a messenger RNA of Macrobrachium nipponense, 5283 nucleotides long. RefSeq lists its product as uncharacterized. The coding region runs from base 2429 to 3517 and encodes 362 amino acids. The transcript has 2 exons. The record is from RefSeq and is a predicted model, not a curated record. Lineage: Eukaryota; Metazoa; Arthropoda; Malacostraca; Decapoda; Palaemonidae.